Molecule: messenger RNA, 2861 nt
Organism: Magallana angulata
Lineage: Eukaryota; Metazoa; Mollusca; Bivalvia; Ostreida; Ostreidae
Product: ABC transporter F family member 4-like
Exons: 16
Coding region: 123-2861 (912 amino acids)
Biological process (GO): regulation of mitotic cytokinesis; mitotic spindle assembly; mitotic cytokinesis
Cellular component (GO): astral microtubule
Molecular function (GO): microtubule binding
Source: RefSeq, a predicted model, not a curated record
CUGUAAUCUUAAAUUUGAUACAUUCUGUUUAUGGUUACAGUUCUUUCUGAAAUCAUCUUUCGCAAGAUAAUAACAGCUUUAUCAAAUUGAUGACCCAAAUAUCCUCAUAAAAACCUUGGGCUAUGGAUGAAGUAGAUUCGCCUUUCCUUAAGAAGAAGAAAUCCAUGCAGAAAAAGUCAGAUACAAUAUUUCAGUCCGAAUUACAAAUGAAACUUCAGCAGCGCAGAAAAGAUGGACUGACUUAUGGACUGACCAGUGAGGAGAGUGAUAGUCUUGUAGACGAUGAUGAUGGAGAUAGUGAUGAAGAAAUUCUAGCCCAACACAGAAGAAACUUAUCAAACCAGAAGCACUCUAACCGUCCAAGCUCAGCAAAAAGGAGAACCCCUACCUUUCAAGACACUAGUGAUAUGAGCCUAGGUGAUACCAUUAGGCCUGUGCAAGGCGGAAACAGAUUUAUGAAGCAAAGAGGGCAACAGGGUCAAAAAGAGAGUAUCCCUCCCCUGAGCAUGGGUGGUAAAGGAGGAAGAACCUCUCCUGGGAUGCCCUCUCUGACAUCUCCAAAACUCUCUCCAAAAGACAGCAAAAGUCUCAGUGAUGCAUUAGGUGGGAAAAGGACACCCAGUCCUAAGUAUCCCAACCAAUCCAUGUCUCAGGAAGAUAUCAUUUUUGGCAGAAAAACACCUACAAAUGAUCCAAGACGUCAGAGUCCAACAGAUAACAAACCAUGGCAACCACCCAACUUUCGUAAGAGCCCUUCCACUGAGCAGCUGGACAACAGAGCCCCAUCUCCUGGACCUGGUGUUCAAGGCAGAAGAACUCCACAAGAUUCAUUUCUACAAAGCAUUGACGAGAAUGGGAAAACGCCCAGAAAGGAUAGAUUUCCUAGUCCAAAAGACCGCAGUCCAAAGGGAGGUCUUGCUAGUCCCAAGGAUCGAUUUUCCAAGUCUGACAGAAAAUCUCCAAAGAGUCUAUCUAUAGACGAUUCACCUAGACUUGAUGAUGUACCCAAGCCUAGACCUAGACACAAAACAGACAUAUUUGGUAAAACAGACCAAGUGGAUGUAGACUUAGAGACGGAUUCUCCCUCCGCUCAUAGGUUUCACAGGGCGGGCCCAGGUGGAAGAAAAACUCCUACACAGACUGGAAGAAAAACUCCAACAAACUUAGAUGGCAGGAAGACACCUACCAAUUUGGAUGGAAGGAAAACACCAACAGAUAAGCCAUCCUCAAGAAAAAGAGGGGAGAAAGAAACAAAACAUGAACCUGUCAAAAGAGAGGCAUCUCUCCUUGAUUUUCUUUCAGAAGAUACUACAAGAAAGAAGAAAGAGGAACCCAAGAGGAAGUUGCUCGUCCAGGAUCCACAGGAGUCCCAGGAGAGGGAGGAAAGCAUCAGGGAUGAUAUCCUAGGGGACAAAAUAAACCGGGCCAAGCAGAGGCAAAAUAAUCGGGACGGCAGCAAUGGGGACACGAAAACUGACUCAAGGAAACAAAGAGACGAGGACAAGGUUAUCCCCGACGACAGUUCAUUGUGCGAAGAGUUCGAUAAAGACCCUCUAGGAAGAUCGUUUGCCGAGCCUGUGAAAGAGGCAAAACCAGGUAGAGGCCCAACAGAGAGUAAGAAGUCAGAUGACAUCAUAAACAAAGUCGCUCGGGAACAAAACAAGCCAGACACAGGAACCAUCAAGUCAGAGAAAUCUCUCAAAAAGGGUGAGAAAGAACACCGCCCAAAGCCCAGAUACACUAUUCCUGGGACCCCGACUAGUCAAGGCACCCUGUCAGAAAUGUCCUUCAACGACACCAUGUCCAUCCGUCAGGCUGUGUACGAAGAAUGGAGGAAGGAGAAACUGAAAUCAGCAAGGAAGGAGAAAAAAGAGCAGGAAUUGAAGAAACAGGAAGAAGAGAAGAAGAAAGAGGAAGCCAAAAAAGAAAAACUGUUAGAAAAUGAAAGUACAUUCAGGACAUGGAAAGAAUCCAAAGAGGAGACUUUUGUGAAAAAGAUUAAGGAAGAGAAGAGGAAAGAAAGGGAAAAGAAGGAGAAAGAGGAGAAAGAUAAACAACAAAAGAUCAGAGAAGCUGAAAAGACGUUCAAAAUAUGGAAGGAGGAGAAAGAUAUUGAAAUAAAGGAGAAAUUGAAAAAGAAGAGAGAAGAGGAGAGAGAGAAAAAGGAUGCAGAGGACGAAGUUAAGAGAGCUAAAGAAAGGGAAAAUCAGACUGCUUUAAGAGGAUGGAAUAACAAAAAAGAACAAGUCUUAAAGGAAAAAGAAAAGGAAGAAAGAAAGAAAAAAAUGGCCACUCUCAAGGAACAAGAGGAUCUGAAAAAGCAGCAAGAGAAAGAGGCAGAAAAACUGUACCACGAUUGGCUGCAUAGAAAGGAAGUACACAAAAAGAAAGAGAAAAGCAGAAGAUAUGGCUCUACAGAAAGCAUUGAAUUCCGCCCUGCAUGGAGCCCGGCCAUGGCGGUAUCACUAGCGUGUAGGGAUGGCUGGGUCAAACACGGGAACUACUGUUUCCUGUUCAGUCACAACAAAGUCCACUGGGCCGAGGCCGCGGAAAUAUGUCGCGCCUUCAACUCAUGGCUGGCUGAACCGACAACGCACGACAUCGAUAAUUUCAUCGUCAGUAAAACAAGAGCUACAAGUCCUAAGAGAGUAUACUGGCUGGGUGGAUCCGACCUGCAGAAAGAGGGGACCUUCCAGUGGCUGUCCUCGGGGAACCCGUUCUCUUACACUAACUGGAUUCCCGGUGACCCAAACAACGCCAACGCGGGGGAGGACUGUCUGAUCGCCAACUGGUCGGGUGACGGCAAGUGGGCGGACGCCGAUUGUGAGUGGGUGGAGUACUACAUCUGUCAGAACGAGUAA